AUGGUCGACAUCCUACCCCUCUCCUCCUUCCCAUCGUACAUGAACCUCCUCCCCGCCGUCCAAACCUGCAACAUCACCAACCUGCCCGAAAACUACUUUCUCAAAUACUACCUCUACCACGCUCUAACAUGGCCUCAACUCAGCUUCGUGGCCGUCGUGCGAUCGCGAAACUCCAAGAACGGCACCCGGGAGGUUGACUAUGAUUACCCGAAAGUGGUGGGAUAUGUACUUGCGAAAAUGGAGGAGGAGCCGUCGGAUGGUGUUGCGCAUGGUCAUAUUACGAGUUUGAGUGUGAUGAGGACGCAUAGACGACUGGGUAUUGCGGAGAGGUUGAUGAGGAUGAGUCAACGAGCAAUGGCCGAAUCCCACCGUGCACAUUACGUCUCUCUACAUGUGCGAGUCUCCAACACAGCCGCCCUACAUUUAUACAGAGACACCCUGGGUUUCGAAGUGGAGAAGGUCGAGAGCAAAUACUACGCCGACGACGAGGAUGCAUAUGCCAUGCGUCACGAUCUUACGCCGCUAUGGCUCGAUUGGUCUGAAGAUACAACCGAGGAGCAGAAGACAUCUGCUGAAGGUGGGGAUGAGAAUGCUGAUGAGGGUGAGGCUGUGGGUGAUCUUGGAGCAAAAGAGAAGGAGAAGGAGAAGAAGAUUCGGGUCAAGGUUGGGAGGGGCUUGGGGGUCGGAGAUUUGGUGGAGAGGAAUGAGGCAGCGGGUCGAUGA
Messenger RNA from Talaromyces marneffei, 723 nucleotides. RefSeq lists its product as uncharacterized. The record is from RefSeq and is a predicted model, not a curated record. The transcript is spliced from 2 exons. Bases 1 to 723 code for a protein of 240 amino acids. Lineage: Eukaryota; Fungi; Ascomycota; Eurotiomycetes; Eurotiales; Trichocomaceae. Gene Ontology annotation, molecular function: protein-N-terminal-glutamate acetyltransferase activity; protein N-terminal-serine acetyltransferase activity. Gene Ontology annotation, cellular component: NatA complex. Gene Ontology annotation, biological process: N-terminal peptidyl-glutamic acid acetylation.